Messenger RNA from Cuscuta europaea, 3853 nucleotides. Lineage: Eukaryota; Viridiplantae; Streptophyta; Magnoliopsida; Solanales; Convolvulaceae. The record is from the annotation of a GenBank genome assembly.
GGGGAACGAGUAAGGUAGCCCAAGGUGACCGUGGGCGAGGGGUUUAGCGGCGGGUUUUCUUACUCCAAUCCUCUCUCUCACUCUCUUAUCCACUGAAUGCUGCUUCCAUGACUUCCACAGCUUACCCUCUGUACUCAAUGGCUCAAUUUUCCACGCCUUGGAGAGUACCCCAAAAUCCCCGAGGAAAUAGUAACUUGCUCACACCUUGUACUGCUGAACUCAAUGUGUCGCAAAACUCACAACUUUUUAGCGUUCACCAUCUCAAACGGGCAAAACCUCUGCUGUUGUACGCUGUUUCAGUUUCGAAAGAAGAUACCCUCGCUCAAACUCACGAUGAUACUUCAAAUGUCUCCAAUGUUUCACUCAAGGUUCUGCCAGAGGAAGAAUCGAUCGGGAGAGUUACGGUUCAGGACCCAGCAUGGAUUUCUUCUGUUUUCUUGAAAAACCUAUUCGUUAGAGCUACUGAGAUUCAACGGGAGAAGAUUAGGAUUCGCGAAAACGACGGGCAAAAGUACCGUUUGUUGAGGAAGAGGCAGGUGAUGGCGGAGACCGAGGCUUGGGAGAAUAUGGUAGACGAGUACAGAGAGCUAGAGAGAGAAAUGUGUGAGAAGAAAUUGGCGCCACACCUCCCUUUUGUGAAGAGACUCUUGCUUGACUGGUUUGAGCCCCUGAGAGAUGCAAUAGUGAAGGAGCAAAAGGCUCUGAGGUCCAAGAAGCACAGGGAAGCGUUCUCUCCUUACAUUGACUCUUUGCCUGCUGAUAAAAUGGCGCUCAUUGUGAUGCACCAGAUGAUGGCGAUGUUGAUGACGGGCGGAAAAGAGAGUAGGUGUGUUCCCGUGGUCCAAGCUGCAGUGCAGGUUGGCAGUGCAAUUGAGCAGGAAGUUAGAAUUCAUAGUUUCAUGGAGAAAUUGAAGCAAGUCCAGAGACAAACAACUGAAGCACCAACCCAGGAGGAUUUCAGCAAGGAUCCAGUACUGUUAAGAAAGCGGAUGCAAUGGCUGAUUAAAAGGAAUAGAGUAUUUGAAGUGAAAAAAUUUUUGAGAAAUGAAAAAUUUGAGCCUUGGGACCAAGAUACAAAGGCUAAGUUGGGAUGCCAUCUCAUAGAAUUAUUAACAGAAACAGCUUACGUGCAACCCGCUGUCCAUCAGUCAGCUGAUUGCCCUCCUGAUAUUCGGCCUGCAUUUAGGCAUUAUUUCAAAACUUCAUCACAAGAUUUUGGGAAAAAUUUUGUGAAAAAGUUUGGUGUUAUAGAAUGUGAUCCCCAGGUGGUUGCCGGAACAGAUACAGUUAAGCACAUGAUGAUUCCUUAUAUACCAAUGUUGGUGCCACCAAAAAAAUGGAAAGGGUAUGACAAAGGUGGGUACUUGUUCCUACCCUCAUAUGUGAUACGUACUCACGGAUCUUGGCAUCAAAAAAUUGUUCUCCAAAGUGCUCCCUUGAAACAAAUGGAACAAAUAUAUGAGGCCCUGACUACUUUAGGCAACAUAAAAUGGAGAGUAAAUAAAAGAAUAUUAAGUGUGGCAGAAAGUAUUUGGGCUGGCGGUGGCAAUAUGGCUGGCCUCGUGGAUUGCAAUGAUGUUCCCAUACCAGAGCUGGACUCAGAUGAUAUUGAAGAAGUGAACAAAUGGAAAUGGCAUUUGAUGAAAGCAAAGAAAACUAACCGUGAGAGGCACUCGAUAAGAUGUGACAUUGAAUUGAAACUUUCUGUGGCUCGGAAAUUAAAAGACGAAGAAGGCUUCUAUUAUCCCCAUAAUCUUGAUUUUAGGGGGCGUGCAUACCCUAUGCACCCACACUUAAAUCACUUAAGCUCUGAUCUCUGUAGAGGAAUCCUCGAGUUUGCUGAAGGACGUCCGCUAGGAAAGUCUGGAUUACGCUGGCUGAAGAUACAUUUGGCAAAUCUUUUUGGAGGAGGUGUUGAAAAGCUUUCAUAUGAUGAGCGCCUAGCAUUUGUCGAAAGCCACAUUGACGAUAUACUAGAUUCAGCCAACUAUCCGCACACUGGAAGUCGUUGGUGGUUAAGAGCUGAGGAUCCUUUCCAGUGCUUAGCUGCUUGUAUCAAUCUUUCAGAAGCUUUAAGAAGCUCAUCACCACAUACUAUCAUCUCCCACUUGCCAAUUCAUCUGGACGGCUCAUGCAAUGGCCUACAACACUAUGCAGCAUUGGGGAAAAAUAGUAGGGAAGCAGCAGCUGUCAAUUUAGUUGCUGGAGAGAAACCUGCUGAUGUUUAUUCUGAAAUUGCUCGAAGGGUUCAGUAUAUUAUAAAAGAAGAUAGUCUAAAGGACCCAUCUACUGAUCCCAGCGCUUUACUAGCCAGACUAAUAAUUGAUCAGGUAGACCGGAAGUUGGUGAAACAGACAGUAAUGACUUCUGUGUACGGUGUUACUUUUGUUGGGGCACGUGAGCAGAUCAAAAGAAAGUUAGUGGAUAAAGGUCUUAUUACUGAUAAUAAGAUCCUUUUCAGUGUUUCUUGCUAUGCUGCCAGGGUGACAUUAUCUGCUCUUGGAGAGUUAUUUCAAGAUGCGCGGCAUAUUAUGAAUUGGCUUGGAGAUUGUGCAAAGGUGAUUGCUUCUGAAAAAGAACCUGUUCGUUGGACAACUCCACUGGGUCUUCCAGUUUUGCAACCAUAUUUUAAAAGUCAAAGACAUGUGAUAAGAACUUCUCUUCAGAGAUUGGCUUUGAAGCGUCGUACUAACUCUAUUGAUGUCAAGAAACAGAGAACCGCUUUUCCUCCAAACUUUGUGCACUCGCUCGAUGGUUCACACAUGAUGAUGACUGCCAUUGCCUGCAGAGAUGCAGGACUGCAUUUCGCAGGGGUGCAUGAUUCCUUUUGGACACAUGCUUGCGACGUUGACCAGAUGAAUCAAAUACUAAGAGAGAAGUUUGUUGAGCUAUACAGUACGCACCCAGUUCUUGAAAAUCUGCUUGAAAGUUUCCAGGCAGCAUACCCAAAAUUGAACUUCCCUCCUAUACCAAAGCGAGGCGACUUUGAUCUGCAAGAAGUUCUAAAGUCUCCGUAUUUCUUCAACUGAACCAUUCAUUCAUUACCAUUGGUGAAGACCUGCAAGCAGCUAUGGAGUAAUUCUGUCAUUCAUCAUACAUGGCAAACAUGCACAAGUCGCAUAAGCUUCAUUUGCCUGAGAAUUUGUAGCUCUUGACCGGCACAUGAGUUCUCAUACAUGGUAUGAAAAGCCGUGCACAACAGAGUUUCCAACUUCAUAACAGAGCUCCCAUCACCUGUUCCUGAUGUGAAGAGGGUGUGUUCUUUCAUGCAUGGUCUUGUCACUUUGGUCCCUUUCUGCACAAGAGUAGUCUGGCGAAAUGAGCAACAGGACAUGGUACAUAUUGCACUCUAUGUAUUUGGAAGCUCCACUUGAGUUGGAUCUGUAAGACUGUAACAUACAUUUUGGGAUCUCCGCUUGUCGAUUGCAGAAAUAGCUUGGAAAACAGCAGUUUCCCUGCAGUUCUACUCCUGAAGGCAACAUUAAGUUCAGACCAUUGCUACCACUAUUUUGGGACUUUUUGAAGUGAUAAAUAUAACGAGUGUAAUAUAGAGGGAACUGAGGAGAGACCAUCUUCCUAAAUGAUGUCAAGGGGAUGGUGUUUUGUAAAUGUAAUAAAGUGGGUCACACCAUUAUCUUUCAUUCAUUGUGCACGCAUUGGCGGACCUACUAAGGGUCCCACGGGGUCCCGGGACCCCAUGGACCUCCAAAAAAUACAUAUAUAUAUAUUUGUAUAUAUUUUACAUAAAAUUAAGUAAUCAGUGUAUUUAUACAAUUGAAACUGAUUUAGAACACAAAUAUGGAGCUAGAGCAGCAGUUGGAAGCUCAAUCUUGAGAUUCUCUACGUGUGGGAG